UGUGCAAAAGAAAAGAAAAUGCGACGAAAGAGGAUAAUUCCACAAAAACAAUUUAAUUAAAAGUUAAAUUGAAAAUUUAUGAACUUUUCUCUAUUUUCUUGCAGCUUGGCAUAAUCCAUCGAGACAUCAAGCUCAAAAAUAUACUGAUGGAUAAAGACGGACAUCUCAUAUUAACAGAUUUUGGCGUUAGCAAGGAGUUCCUACCGCACGAGAGAAACGGCAACGCGCGUACCUAUUCGUUUUGCGGAACGAUCGAGUACAUGGCGCCGGAAUUGAUACAAGGGGGCACGACCGGCCACGAUAUUGCUGUCGAUUGGUGGAGCGUGGGCGUGCUAACAUACAAAUUGCUGACUGACUCGUCACCUUUCUCGCUGGAUGGCAAAAACUAUCAGCAAGAAAUUUCGAGGAUUCUGAUGAGCGAUCCACCGUCGAAGCCAAUUUAUCUGAGUGAUACUGUGUGGGAUUUCAUCACGCGUUUACUCAUUAAAAAUCCGCGAAGAAGGCUGGGCGGUGGACCAGCAAUGCCAAGGAGGAUAACAUUAAUGUAA
Cataglyphis hispanica is the source of this 548-nucleotide messenger RNA. Its product is annotated as ribosomal protein S6 kinase alpha-5-like. Bases 147 to 548 code for a protein of 133 amino acids. The record is from RefSeq and is a predicted model, not a curated record. Gene Ontology annotation, biological process: protein phosphorylation; regulation of DNA-templated transcription. The transcript is spliced from 2 exons. Lineage: Eukaryota; Metazoa; Arthropoda; Insecta; Hymenoptera; Formicidae. Gene Ontology annotation, molecular function: protein kinase activity; ATP binding.